AUGAAUGACUGGUCGAUCGAUUCGAUUCGAUUCGAUCGAAUCAUCGACGUGACGAGAAGACGACGGCGGCGGGCGGCGCCGGCGAAGGAUUUUUAUGACUUGACUCGGUCGUCGCCGACUGGAGACGAGCGACGACUGGAGGGGACGGAGGAGGACGUAGAAGAUAACUAACUAGUAGCCCUCGACGGCGCUGACGCGGCGUCGGGAACGGACGAACACCUUAGGCGACACGAUUUGAUGAUGAUUUGAACACGACUGUUCAACCG
Molecule: messenger RNA, 266 nt
Organism: Micromonas pusilla CCMP1545
Lineage: Eukaryota; Viridiplantae; Chlorophyta; Mamiellophyceae; Mamiellales; Mamiellaceae
Exons: 1
Coding region: 1-171 (56 amino acids)
Source: RefSeq, a predicted model, not a curated record